This is a messenger RNA of Ananas comosus (pineapple), 630 nucleotides long. RefSeq lists its product as uncharacterized. The record is from RefSeq and is a predicted model, not a curated record. The coding region runs from base 265 to 630 and encodes 121 amino acids. Lineage: Eukaryota; Viridiplantae; Streptophyta; Magnoliopsida; Poales; Bromeliaceae. The transcript has a single exon.
AUAAUGAUGUCACAUGGCAUAAAGAUAGGAUCAUAUGGCCCAUAUGUGUUUGACCCCACUUUAAUAAGCUUUCACACCAAGGAACAAGUAAAGCUUAUUAUUAUACUGAACCAUCCACAACAUAAACAAAAGGAAAAGCUUCCCUUACACACUUUGAAGAACAAAUUAAGGCACAUACAUAUAUAUAAGAGGCCAAAAGCCAAAACUUUUCAAGCAAUUCAAACCAUUAAUAGCAACAAUAUCUCACCUCCUCCCUGGGGAGCAAUGUUGCAUUCCGCAAUUGUACAAUUGAUAACUCAUUCAUCAGCUGCAAAUUCUCUUGUUGCCUUCUUCAUCUGCCAUCUCAUCAUAGCCGUUCUCUUGCUUAGUGCUGCUAUGUCCGAUCCUCUGCUUGUCAAACAGCGCGAUGAGCGUGAGCCAGUUGACAGCCUAGAAGAAGGCGAUGGAGAUGCGGGAUGCAAGGAGGGCGAUGAGGUCGAGGAUGACGCAUCGGACGAGCUUCGGGAGGACGAUGAGCUGAAGGAGAAAGCUGAGCAGUUCAUAGAAAGGAUGAACAGACUAUGGAGAGCGGAAAAUACGUCUCUGCAUCUACAACUUGUGGGAUAUCAAUGCAGACACAUAGAUGCAUGA